AUGCUCGGCCGCAUAAGUAAUAAUGCUCCCGACCGCCGCCGCACCCACCGCACCCUCGCAGCCGCCUCACGCUCCCUAGCCACCGAGUCCAUCUCCCACCCCCAUGCCCAGCACCUCCCCCCGCCCCCGCCGCCGUCCCAGGCAAGCACCCGCCGCGAAGCCCCCCGUGCGCACGCGGAUAAACCCCAGCCCCGCCCUGCGCGCCCGCUCCGCCACCCGACGCUCGCCCACCUCCCGCCGACCUUCGGCCGCAACCAGAUCCUCCCCGUCGCCGACUCCACGCGCGCGCUCCUCGAGAGCAUCGUCGCGCAGUUCAAUGCGCCCAUCCGGUAUGCGUUCGCGUACGGCUCCGGCGUGUUCGAGCAGGACGGGUACAGGAACGAGGAGAAGCCGAUGCUCGACUUCAUGUUCGCCGUCACGCAUGCGGCGCACUGGCACUCGAUCAACAUGAACCAGUUCCCCGGGCAUUACCCGCUGCAUGCGCGGGUCUGGGCUCAGGAGAUGACCCCGGGCGUGUGGUUCAACACUCUUGUGCCGAUGGAGGGGGUCACCAUCAAGUACGGUGUGACGACGGUCGACAACAUGUGCUCCGACCUGCUCAACUGGCGGACGCUCUACCUCGCCGGGCGGAUGCACAAGCCGAUCCGGAUCAUCAAGGACGACGCGCGCGUGCGGCUCACGCAGCAGGUCAACCUCACCUCCGCGGUGCGCACCGCGCUGCUGACGCUCCCCGAGACGUUCACGCAGCGCGAGCUCUUCGCGCGCAUCGCGGGGUUCAGCUACGCGGGCGACGUGCGCAUGGCGCUCCCCGGCGAGAACCGCGGGAAGGUGACGAACAUCGUCAGCCGGCAGGGCGACCAGUUCCGCGAGCUCUACCACCGCCUCGUCGUCGCGCUCCCUGGCGUGCACUGGCCCGCGCACAUGGAGAGCAUCCAGCAGGACACGAGCCCCCAUGCGCGCGCGGCGCACCUGCGCAAGCUCCCGGCGGACCUCCUGAAGGGCGUCACGGAGCGGUACGCGUCGGAGGUGCACCCGAAGGAGGCGGACGAGGCUGUAUAUUGGACCCGGCUCGCGGGUGACGGGAAGCUGCCCGAGGUGAUCGACAGUGAGAUCCGCAAGCUGGUGCGCUACUCGUCGACGGUGCAGUCGAUGAAGGGCGUGGUGAGCGCAGGGCUCGUGAAGAGCCUGCGGUACUCGAAGGAGAAGGUCGGAAAGUGGUGGCAGUCGCGGGGCUCGGGCAGCUCGUGAGCUCGGUUCUCGCUGGUGCCGUGUGUGCGGCGAUAGUAGACCCGGAGUGGGUGACGGGCGGAGGAUUGCGGAUACAUAGAGUAUGGAUGGGGCAUUGCUAAUACUUAUUACCGGCACGCAGACAACAUUGUAUCCAUUCAUGCUCAACUUGCAGUAUAUAAUAGGUGCUAUCACUCCUCUGUCACUCUUGCGUGCAUGCAGGUAGCCGCGUGU
Messenger RNA from Fomitopsis serialis, 1461 nucleotides. RefSeq names its product Mmp37-domain-containing protein. Gene Ontology annotation, molecular function: phosphatidate cytidylyltransferase activity. The transcript has 5 exons. The record is from RefSeq and is a predicted model, not a curated record. Gene Ontology annotation, biological process: cardiolipin biosynthetic process; CDP-diacylglycerol biosynthetic process. Gene Ontology annotation, cellular component: mitochondrion. Lineage: Eukaryota; Fungi; Basidiomycota; Agaricomycetes; Polyporales; Fomitopsidaceae. Bases 1 to 1248 code for a protein of 415 amino acids.